AUGCAGCAGUUCAUUCCGGUUCCAUCGUCCCCACCGAGCCACUUGAAGACUACACAUAGCCAUGGAGCUGUCCACUAUGAUACGGCCAGUAGACCGCAGUCCCCGGUCUGGAAUCGCAACGAGCGCCAAAUUAGCUCAGACCAAUCUGUAGGGCUAGGUGCUGCCCCCACCGAAGGCCCCGUGUCCGAUGAGGCCACUGUUCAAGUGGAUGGGCCAGCGGCAAAAUCCGCCCCAUGCGCCGAGAAGCUCACGUUGAGAGCAUUGUUGGAAAAGAUCCGUCGGGAGAAGGGAACCGAGCAGGUGGAUUUACUCAGUGUGUACUUUGGGGAACCUGGGAUCGACCUCAAUGUACACAUUCAGGGUGAUUUUACCGUGACCUUGUUGUAG
Molecule: messenger RNA, 387 nt
Organism: Aspergillus pseudotamarii
Lineage: Eukaryota; Fungi; Ascomycota; Eurotiomycetes; Eurotiales; Aspergillaceae
Exons: 2
Coding region: 1-387 (128 amino acids)
Source: RefSeq, a predicted model, not a curated record